Molecule: messenger RNA, 1640 nt
Organism: Spea bombifrons (plains spadefoot toad)
Lineage: Eukaryota; Metazoa; Chordata; Amphibia; Anura; Pelobatidae
Gene: CCDC136
Product: coiled-coil domain containing 136
Exons: 10
Coding region: 167-1498 (443 amino acids)
Biological process (GO): acrosome assembly; single fertilization
Cellular component (GO): acrosomal membrane
Source: RefSeq, a predicted model, not a curated record
CUGAAAUCUGUCUACAGCUUGGAUUUCUUAUUGUCUGCCUUCACAAUUUCCAUCCAUCCUCUGUCAUUUAUUCAUUUUCUCUCAUUCAUUCGGUGUCCCUCAUUCUCUGUAUACACACCCUAACUCUCCUGGUUCCACCUUUCCUUCUCCUGUGUUACACUGCAUAAUGGAAGAUAUAGAUGGACAGAGUGCAAGCAGAGCACAGCAGAUGACAGGCUUGAGUCCAGGUUCAGGGAGCUCAAGUCGAUGGCUUCCUCAAGCUCUUACUGCAAGGAACCAUUCAUAUCCCAGAGAGCUGCUCAAUGAUUCAGAAGAUGAAGAGCCACCUGACCUUGAGUCAGAAUCCGGAGAUGUUGCCAGUGGGUCUGAAGGAGGUUCCGGGAGUAUCAUCUUGGAUGGCCAAGAUCUGAGAACCCAGAUCAUCCAACUGCUGACGGAAUUGGAGGAGACAAGAGAGCUGGCACUGAAGCACGAAGACAGUUUCUUGGAGAUGCAAGGUAUCCUGGAGGAAGAGAGAUUAGCCAGUGCUCAGCAAGCUGAAAUCUUCACCAAGCAGAUUCAGAGGCUUCAAGCUCAGUUACGUUCGGUUCAGGAAGAAGUGGACAGUCUGGAGCAUGAAAAAGAAUGUGAGCUGCUGGAGGUGUCCCAGGAAUUGCGAUGUGCACAAGAAGAGAUAAUGUCACUGCGACAGUCUGCAGAGGAAGCAGCAGCUGAGAGAGAGAGUGACAUAGCCUCCUUGCAGGAGGAGCUGUGCAGACUGCGUGCUGAGCUUCAUGAGCUGCAGGAGACAAGACAGGAGUAUGAGAUGGAGAUAACAACCCUGAGAGCUGAAAUCAGCAUGAAGAGCUGUACUGGUCAUACAGGCCAAGGUCCAGCCUCACUGCAAGGGGAGCUCCAGUUCCUGCGGGAUCAGUGCCAGCAUCUCCAGAUGGAGCGCAGCAUUCUCCAAGAGAGUAACAGUCAGCUGAAGAGCCACCUUCUGCUGCUAGAAGAAGGGGACAGAGAAGAAGACACAGAUACAGCAGAUGGAGUGCAUGAGGGGCAACAGGAUCAACCACAAGAGCCAGAUGGGCACACAGAGAAAACUAUCCCACAGUACGAUCAUUCGAAUCCCAUCUCAGUAACUCAAGUCGAAGAUACACAAGACUUGUCUUUGCCCAGCUUGAACAUAAAGAGGAAUAAAUUCCAGCGGGAGGAAGACCGGCACAAGCUAAAUACCCAACUGCAUAGUGCCGAGGAAAAAGUGCAACGUGCACAGACUGAGUGUGCAGGGCUUCUCAGUGAGAUUGAGGACCUGCAGCAGCGCCAUCGCAUAAGUCAGGAGGAGCAGGAGAAGCUGCAGGAGGAGCUGAGGCUUUGCAGAGAGGAAAUUCACAGGCUGAAGGAGAGUGGUUUACAGGCCCCCUGUGGAUCUGACCCUCCUGUUCUCUCCCUUCCCCUCCUAGGACUUAUUGUUAUAGUGGGGAUGCUCUGGUGCUGGUGGGCUGAGACGUCCUAGUGCACAUCAGGCUGCUCUGUGGAAUCCACUCCUGCUCCUGGCAGUGGCAGCGGCUGUUGUGUUACUGUGUCCAACCCUGAGGAGAGGUCCAGACUGAGAGAGGAUGGCAGCAGCACAUACGCCAUUUGCACACAGAUCAGUA